Molecule: messenger RNA, 1551 nt
Organism: Trichoderma aggressivum f. europaeum
Lineage: Eukaryota; Fungi; Ascomycota; Sordariomycetes; Hypocreales; Hypocreaceae
Exons: 5
Coding region: 1-1551 (516 amino acids)
Biological process (GO): transmembrane transport
Cellular component (GO): membrane
Molecular function (GO): transmembrane transporter activity
Source: RefSeq, a predicted model, not a curated record
AUGGCCAUCACCGCAACUGAGACCGCAGUCGAAAGCGCAAUUGAGCUUCCCGAUUUGACGCAAGGGAGUGGCCGUGAUGCUGAUUCGUCUGAGACCGGACCAGCGCAAGGGCCAGACCAACGCCUCAACAAGUCGGUGUACUUGAAGAUCAUCAGCGCUGGCUUCUCUUUCUUCGUAGCCGGCGUCAACGAUGGAAGCAUCGGAGCCUUGAUACCUUAUAUAAUACGCGAAUAUGACAUUAGCACGGCAAUUGUAUCGAGCGUCUACGGCGCCAACUUUCUCGGCUGGCUGUUUGCAGCCUUUGCCAACACCCAUCUCUGCCAAUAUCUCAACCUCGGCGCCAUGCUUGCCCUCGGAGCCGUGUUCCAGAUUGCGGCUCACGCUCUCCGAUCUUGGGAUCCUCCGUUUGGGCUGUUUGUCGUGACAUUCUGGCUUGUGAGUGUUGGGCAAGCAUUCCAAGAUACUCAUGCAAACUCGUGGGUCGCCGGCGCUGUUCCCAAAGGUGCUCACCGCUGGCUGGCCUUUAUUCACGCCAUGUACAUGGCGGGCUGCUUGGUUGGCCCGUUUGUUUCCACUGCCAUUGCGUCUGCCGGAGAUGUCUCGCGGUGGUAUCUCUUCUAUACGUUCCCGUUAGCUCUUGGCGUUGUCAACCUUGUGCUGACUUGCGUUGCAUUCCGAGAGACUCUUGGGCUUCAACAAAAGACUGUCACAAGUGAGACCGGCGGAAGAACCCUCGCUGAAACCGCCGAAACCCCCAACGAAGCUGUAUCAAGGAAUAAGGAGGCCACGCAACUCAUCAAAAAGACUGCAAGCACGCCCAGUGUCUGGCUGCUCAGCCUCUUCUUCUUCUUCUACCUCGGCUCCGUCCUUACUGCUGGCGGUUGGGUCGUGGAAUACCUGGUCAACGUUCGUCACGGUGACCUGUCGCAAAUGGGUUAUGUCCCUGCAGGCUUCAGCGGCGGCGGUCUUCUUGGCCGGUUGCUACUAGCAGAGCCAACGCAUAGAUUUGGAGAACGCCGAAUGGUGUUUUGCUACGUCGUUGCCGCGAUUGGCCUCCAGCUGAUAUUUUGGUUGGUGCCUAAUAUCAUUGCUGCCUCAAUCGCCGUCAGCUUGAUCGGCUUCUUUACAGGGCCAUUGUUCCCAACUGGCAUCUCGCUUGGGUCAAAGCUUUUCUCGCCAGACAUACACUCCACCGCGCUACCGCUGGUGUUUGUUUUUGCUCAGAUGGGAGGCUCAUUGUUCCCCAUCAUCACAGGCGUGGUAUCUGCCAAUGCUGGUGUAAGAGUGCUGCAACCGAUUUUGGUUGCCCUUCUUGCUACCACGGCGGUGACGUGGUUGCUGGUGCCAUCGCCAAAGUCAACAUCCAAUACUGCCCUGCAUCAAGAUAUGAAGACAUUGUUGGUGAACGCGUUCAUCGGUGAUAUGGCUCGUGUAAACGUUGGUGUUGCUGCCCCCGAUGAAUACACUGAUGACGAUGACUGCAAGAAAUACAAUGGGCAGUUUUGCUGGGACAACUCUGUUGAUCUCUGCCAGAAGAUGGCUGUGAAAUAA